Clarias gariepinus (North African catfish) is the source of this 1261-nucleotide messenger RNA. RefSeq names its product N-acetyltransferase 9 (GCN5-related, putative) (gene nat9). The record is from RefSeq and is a predicted model, not a curated record. Lineage: Eukaryota; Metazoa; Chordata; Actinopteri; Siluriformes; Clariidae. The transcript is spliced from 7 exons. Gene Ontology annotation, biological process: protein acetylation. The coding region runs from base 176 to 832 and encodes 218 amino acids. Gene Ontology annotation, molecular function: N-acetyltransferase activity.
AUUUAUGGUGUUUGCAUGGUUAUGAGACUUUGGGGGAAAAGAAACGGUGUCGUUUGAGUUGUUUAUAUUACAUUUGAGUGUUUAAUUUUAUUAUGGAAAUGAAUUUUUAAUUGAAUGAAUUAUAAGGACUCUUAAAAGCGCGGCCUUAAAAGCAGGAUAAAAUUUCAGAAAUAAAAUGAGGAUAAAUGAGGACACAUUACUGGAAGGCAGCAAGGUUGUGUUGGUUCCCUACACCUCUGAACAUGUUCCCAGGUAUCACCAGUGGAUGAAGUCAGCAGAGCUGCAGAAACUCACAGCGUCUGAACCGUUAACACUGGAGCAGGAAUAUGACAUGCAGAGAAGUUGGAGAGAGGAUGAAGAUAAGUGCACGUUCAUCAUUCUUGACAAACAGAGAUGGACAGAUCCGAUGAUCUCUGAGGAAGAGUGCAUGGUGGGCGAUGUCAACCUCUUCCUAACCGACCCCAGCGACUCGACGCUGGCUGAGCUGGAGAUCAUGAUUGCAGAGCCUAGCUACAGAGGCAGAGGAUUUGGCAAAGAAGUGACACGCAUGAUGAUGCAUUAUGGCAUCCACAAACUCGGAAUCAAGAAAUUUGAAGUAAAGGUCGGUUUGGAAAACCGGAUCAGCGUAGAUAUGUUCAAGAAGCUCCAGUUCCAAGAGCUCUCUCUCAGUGAGGUGUUUCAGGAAGUGACUCUCGGCCUGACCGUGAGUGAGUCAUCAUUGGAAAAGCUGCUGGGAAGCACGGAUAUAAUGCAAGAGAUACAGUAUGGAAAAACUUGUGACUCUAGGCACAAAGAAAAAGAGUCGUUAAACACUGGAGCUGAGGGGAACUGAGAUUGGAGACUCUUAUUAUUGGUUUAAUAAGCGGCAGAGAGUAAAUGGAGAAGCGGUUCAAGCAUAAUUUAUUAUUCUGCUAAAUGCAUUUCUGAUUGGUUAUAUUGCAAUUUGAAUGCAGUCUUGAUGUUCUGUCCAGGUCUAAAAAAUCCACUGGAGCAAGUGGAACAAAGCAUACAUUAGAUUUCUUGCUCUUUCAAUAUUUGCCUGGUUUAAUUUGCGCAAAAUAAGCAUGUACUGUACAAUCCUUAUAAUCAUGUAUUUUGAUCUUGUCUACUUUUAAGAAGCAUGUUUACACCAUCGAUGUGAAUAUUGUACAAGGGGAAUCAUUUCCUAAAUGCAUCACUUUAAACUUUUAACUUUACAAUCUGAUUGUUCUUCUCAUGUCAUCACAUGUAAAAUAAAUAAGUUGUGUAAAAUAUAAAACAA